AUGCUUGAGAUUCCUAAAAUGAGGGACUAUGACGUCUCUUCGAAGACAGGAUUCUUACCUUCGGAGUUGCCGCUUUGCAGACUUCCUCAAGAAUACUUCAAGGUGUGGGAAGAUUUAGUAAAUAACUUACCAUCAUUAAUAUUGACAAGACAGAUCCGGAGAUUAGUGGAUGAAAAAUUGAAAGUUUUAAGCACCAAAGAAUUACAGGGCGUAAGACAGUAUCGUAGGGCAUAUCAGAUACUUAGCUUUCUUGCACAUGCUUACAUAUGGGGUGAAGAGCCAACGAUUAAUAGACUUCCAGAACAAAUUGCAAAACCUUUGAUAGAAGUGGCAGAUGUAUUGGAAUUGCCUCCCGUUGCAACUUAUUCUAGUUUAUGUUUAUGGAAUUUUAAGGAGAUCAUGCCAACCGAGGAUGGAGAAGAGUUUUGGGAUUUGAACAAUUUGACGACAAUCAAUACUUUCACAGGCUCAAUAGAUGAAAGUUGGUUUUACUUGGUCAGUGUUUUCUUUGAAUAUAAAGGUGCAUAUGCUAUGAAAACUGGACUUGAGGUUAUUGAAAGUGUGCUUGAAGAUGAUGUUGAAAAAGUAACGAACAAUUUACAAAAAUUAGCUGAACUGAUCGAUCAUUUGGGUUCCAUUAUGAUGAAAAUGGAAGAAAUGUGUGAUCCUCAUAUCUUCUACUUUAGAAUUAGACCUUUCUUAGCUGGCUGGAAGAAUAUGGCAGACUUUGGACUAGACAAGGAUGGGGUGAUAUACGGUACUGAGACGAUACCAAGAUCAUAUGCUGGUGGAUCUAAUGGACAAAGUUCUUUAAUUCAAUUUUUGGAUAUUUUGUUAGACGUGAAUCAUUAUUCAACUGGUGAGAGGCCAUUGCCUCAUCAGCUUCGGACUCUGGCCGAGGGGUCUAAGAGCAGUUUCCCAGAAGAAAUGAGGUCUUAUAUGCCUGGUCCUCACAGAAAAUUUCUAGAGAGAUUAGAGGAGAUAUCCAACAUCAGAGAAUACGUUUUGGCCCACAAGGACACUUGCAGUGAGAUGACUUUGAGUUACGAUGCAUGUUUAGCAAUGAUGAAGCUGUUUAGAGAUAAGCAUAUUCAAAUUGUUACACGUUAUAUUGUAUUGCAGGCCAAACAAAGUACAAGGAUGGGUUCAACUUCAACUCUUAGAUCGGGCUUAGCGAAGCACAGAAAGAAUUCCAUGGAAGAGGAAAGAGGAACUGGAGGAACAGCUUUAUUACCGUUUUUGAAGCAAUGCAGAGAUGAAACUGGUGACCCUGCAGCUGGUAACUGGGGUAAGAGGAUUCUCAGUGACGGUGUAAUGAGAUUAAAAUAUUCUAAACCAAGUUAUAUCAACGAAGACUAA
Messenger RNA from Priceomyces carsonii, 1359 nucleotides. Its product is annotated as dioxygenase. Gene Ontology annotation, biological process: 'de novo' NAD+ biosynthetic process from L-tryptophan. Bases 1 to 1359 code for a protein of 452 amino acids. Gene Ontology annotation, cellular component: cytoplasm. NCBI's taxonomy places the organism in Eukaryota, Fungi, Ascomycota, Pichiomycetes, Serinales, Debaryomycetaceae. Gene Ontology annotation, molecular function: metal ion binding; heme binding; indoleamine 2,3-dioxygenase activity. The transcript has a single exon. The record is from RefSeq and is a predicted model, not a curated record.